Messenger RNA from Cuscuta epithymum, 1445 nucleotides. NCBI's taxonomy places the organism in Eukaryota, Viridiplantae, Streptophyta, Magnoliopsida, Solanales, Convolvulaceae. The record is from the annotation of a GenBank genome assembly.
UGCGGCAUACAACUAACUUUCUUCAUCAGAAGAAAAAACGAAAGCAGAGCAACAAUGAAACGAGCGGAGAUGUAUGGCGGCAUCCCUUACCUUCCAGAAGAAAUCCUCACAAACAUUCUGAAGCGGCUUCCAGUGAAAUCUCUGGUCCGAUUCCGAUGCGUGUCCCGUUUAUGGAAGAAUCACAUCAACGCCCCUUCCUUCAUCAUCGACCAUCUCAGCUAUUCCAACCAUCAAACCCCUUCUCUGAUUACUGACUUCGAAGGCACUUCGAAUUUACAUUCGCUCGAUCUGGACAUGGAACUCCGCGGGGUUCUGGACGGACAUCCGACCGGUUCCAUCAGGCCCGAUAGGAUUGUCGGCUGCUGCCACGGCUUGCUCUGUGUUCAAACCAGUCAGCUUCAAGCCGUCCCUCUGACCCUUUCAAUGUGGAAUCCUGCGAUUCGAGGGGUGAUGCCGGUUCCCAGAAGUAGAACACAGAGUCGUGUUAUAGAUUAUAAGGUGGGAUUUGGAUUCAGUCCAUCUCUUGAUGAUUACAAGAUUGUGAUAAUCUAUACGGGGAGCGAUCAUGUGAGCCUUGUGGUUAGUGGAGUUGAAGUUUAUUCAUUAGCUACAAAUUCAUGGAAGGAUAUAGAAUUCGACAUUUUAGACCGCAGAUGCUUAAUCAAAGAAAGCCUCAAUUUUAAUGGAUCCAUCUUUUGGUUAGCAACCAAUCUUUUGGAAUUUGAGGAGGACGAGGGAUGGACAAUAAAUACACCUCUUGCCUUAGUUUCGUUUGAUAUAGCAUCGGAGGAGUUCAAAUUGAUGCCAACACCUCCUUUAUUCGAGGGAGUAGCUAAGUUGGCUGUGUAUGAGAAGAGACUUGCCCUACUACAUUCCACUUUUGAUCCAAACUCAAGCAAUUCUGUUAUUGAUUUGUGGGUGAUUGAGGAAGGCAUUGGCGUCUCUUGGAGUAAGAAGUUUACCUUUGGCCCUUAUCCAUACUAUUUACAACCAUUGACCAUUUGUAGGAAUCAAAUUGUAGGCGCUGUUUCUUACUUUGAAAAGGUUCAAUGUAUGGAGGAGGAGGAGGAGGAGGAGGAGGGGGUGAUAAAGGUGAAGAAGGCUAAAACCGAUGAUAUUUAUUUGAUUAACCUCACUUCUAAUGAAUUUAAGGUCAUUGCUGGUAGUAGAUAUGGCUAUACUGGUCGUUGUUUUGAAUAUGUUGAAAGUCUUUUGUCCCCGAGCUAUAUCCAGCUUGGGAACGCUUAAUUAUAAUGCCCUAUGGAUUAGAAGACAGUUGAGAUAUUAAACAUUUUGAUGUUCAGAUCAUGUUUGUUCAUUGUUUAUUCAUUAAAUAAAUGUGUAUGAGCUGAGCAUUUUGAAGUGUCGAGGUUUGUUCGUUUAUUGUUUGUUCAUCAACAAUCUCGUUUAACUUUAUAUGGCAGCAGAUACCUUUUUAGCUUCUA